This is a messenger RNA of Triticum aestivum (bread wheat), 1106 nucleotides long. RefSeq lists its product as uncharacterized. The transcript is spliced from 3 exons. The record is from RefSeq and is a predicted model, not a curated record. The coding region runs from base 21 to 836 and encodes 271 amino acids. Lineage: Eukaryota; Viridiplantae; Streptophyta; Magnoliopsida; Poales; Poaceae.
UGCAAGCUCAAAAAUUCUACAUGAAUAUCAUUCGGAACUCAGCAUCUACACUGAAGACCUAUGUAGAUGAUAUGCAUUGUUCAUUCAUCAAGACCUUGACAUCUUCCAACAGCCCAAACCUCCAAUUUAAAUCAACAGUUUCAGAGAAUACUUUCAAAGUCCCCAAAACUGAACAAUUCUUGGCUAUAGAAUCACCUGCAAAUUUCCCAAUGCUAGAUGUGCCAACAAUUGUUGAUGAAAAUGAACAAGUCACCAUCAAUGAAAUUCUUCAGGAAUUGGUCAUUGAUUUCACCCAGUCUGUGAACAUAACAAGCUCUAAUCUCUCUCUACCUUUCAAUGGUAGUCUACCAUCUUUCGAAGAGCUUGUUUGUCUGGAAUUAUUUGUGAAGACAUCAAGUCAGAGAACAGCACCUCCCACUGAUGUUUUAGCUCUGUUGCAUCGAUACUUCUUUGAAUCAAAACCCCCAAUUCAAAGAGUACAUGAAACAAAAUUUUGCUUACCAUUGUUCAGAUUCUUACUACCAGGAGAGCAUUUGGAAGAUUUCAUGGAUGCUGAACUGGAUAAAGGCUCAUUGGUUGACGAAAAUUUACUUGCAGCUCACAAAACUUUCAACAAUACAAUGCAUGGUAAUUCAAAUGGAGAGGCUGGUACAGGCACUCAAUAUGAAGGCGCGGGUUCCCCUUCAUUUGAUGCAAUUACCAAUUCAAUUGACAUAGUUCAAAUGUUCCAUUUGUAUCGCGUGCCUCUAAUGAGUUCAGCCUGCCAGAAAAUCAGUAUAGCAUGCAUUGCAAUACUCAUGCGAACCCGAAUAUCCCUGGAACUCAGAGCCCAAUAAGGGUAAUGGACUUCCUAUCACCGAAACUCUACCCAAGCAAUAUUGCCACACCUAUUGAAGAUCCGUUGCUACUUCAAGCACUUGAACAACAUGAAGCACAUUCCAGUAAGUUUUCAAAAGCAGAAACUUCAACUUGGCAACAACGAGUGAACAAUUCUUUCAAAUCUGCGACACUAGUAAUUCAAGAACCGAAAAAGGCUGGUAACCAGGUCAUCUUUCCCGACGAAAUUGAGAAUGAUUUCUACCAAACAUUGGUUGGACUUCUACCCA